This is a messenger RNA of Miniopterus natalensis, 993 nucleotides long. Its product is annotated as trace amine-associated receptor 2. Gene Ontology annotation, cellular component: membrane. NCBI's taxonomy places the organism in Eukaryota, Metazoa, Chordata, Mammalia, Chiroptera, Miniopteridae. Gene Ontology annotation, molecular function: trace-amine receptor activity. The record is from RefSeq and is a predicted model, not a curated record. Gene Ontology annotation, biological process: G protein-coupled receptor signaling pathway.
ACACUCAAUUGCUCUGAGUAUGGAAAUGGAUCUUGCCUGGAAAACGAAAGGCCCCUGGGCGUCCGAGCUGCCAUGUAUGCAUUCAUGGCCGGAGCCAUAUUCAUCACGGUGUUUGGCAACCUCACCAUGAUCGUUUCCAUCUCCUACUUCAAGCAGCUUCACACCCCAACCAACUUGCUCAUCCUGUCCAUGGCAGUGACCGAUUUCCUCCUGGGGUUCACCAUCAUGCCCUACAGCAUGGUCAGGUCGGUGGAGAACUGCUGGUACUUCGGGCUUACAUUCUGCAAGAUUCAUUAUAGCUUUGACCUGAUGCUUAGCAUAACGUCCAUUUUCCACCUUUGCUCCGUGGCCAUAGAUAGAUUUUAUGCGAUCUGCUACCCUUUGCGGUAUUCCACCAAAAUGACAAUUCCAGUCAUUAAGCGGUUGCUACUUCUCUGCUGGUCAGUCCCCGGAGUAUUUGCAUUCGGGGUGGUCUUCUCAGAGGCCUACGCAGAUGGAAUCGAGGGCUAUGAUAUCUUGGUGGCUUGUUCCAGCUCCUGCCCUGUGAUGUUCAACAAGUUAUGGGGGACCACGAUGUUCGUGGCAGGUUUCUUCACUCCUGGGUCCCUGAUGGUGGGCAUUUAUGGCAAAAUUUUUGCAGUAUCCAGAAAACAUGCUCGUGCAAUCAGUAACUUACCAGAAAAUCAAAAUAAUCAAAUGAAGAAAGACAAAAAAGCAGCCAAGACUUUAGGAAUCGUGAUGGGUGUUUUCUUAUUAUGUUGGUUUCCCUGUUUCUUCACAAUUUUAUUGGAUCCCUUUCUGAACUUCUCUACUCCUGUAGUUUUGUUUGAUGCUUUGACGUGGUUUGGCUAUUUUAAUUCUACAUGUAAUCCCUUGAUAUACGGUUUCUUCUAUCCCUGGUUUCGCAGAGCACUUAAGUACAUUUUGCUGGGUAAAGUUUUCAGCUCACCUUUCUAUAACACUAACCUGUUUACUCAAAAAGAAAUGGAAUAG